Messenger RNA from Paraglomus occultum, 1002 nucleotides. Lineage: Eukaryota; Fungi; Glomeromycota; Glomeromycetes; Paraglomerales; Paraglomeraceae. The record is from the annotation of a GenBank genome assembly.
AUGAACACCGACGAAGUCUUGCGCUUGAAAAAAUCACUUGAGAAGGCUACUCAAGAAGCGAGGCUUUCUUCAACUCUUGAACUUUUACAGAGGUUAAAGGAAAACGUAAAACCGACAAAAGAACUGCUACGAAAAACUGAAAUAGGGCUCCUUGUUAGCAAACAAAAAUCACACAAGAACGCAGAUAUCGCUAGACUUGCAAAAGAAAUUAUCGCAAAAUGGAAGAAAGAAAUAGGCAAUGAGGGUCGCUCAUCGGCAGUUGAAAGUAAUGGUUACUCUGAUAGAGUUGUCAACUCAAAAAUAUCACCCAAGUCAUUAUCUAGAUCUUCUACACCAAAAGCCAGCAUUGAUUCAAAUUCCCGGCCUGCUGUCCCCUCCAAUGAUAGCGAUAUAAUACGAGGAGAGAAUGCUCAGUAUUCUAUUAGUUCUCCGACAACACCAAUACCUGAUACCCCGUCGUCAGAUAGAGAAGGAGAUAGAAAUAUUAUAACGGACAAUAUUAGUGGACCAUUUGUGGGGGACAGCAGGCGGGAUAGAUGUAUAGAACUGUUAUAUAAUGCAAUGGCGUUCGAUUCAUCUAAUGACUCAAAAACAAUUCUAGAGCGAGCUAUCAAAAUAGAGAAGACUGUAUUAGAUCAGUUUGGCGGAAAACAAGAAAAAGAAUAUAGAGACAAACUUCGCAGUCUAAUUCUUAAUUUAAAAGACAAAAAGAAUCCGGAAUUGCGAGCGAGUGUAGUAAGUGGCGAACUACCCGUGACUAAAUUCUGUACCAUGUCGAAAGAGGAUAUGGCUUCAGAAGAAAAGAAAGCCCGCGACCGGGCUAUUCGUCAGAUUAAACUAUUCGAGUCACGUGGAGCAGGACCCUCGUUGGCUGAAACCGACGCAUUUCGUUGUGGCAAGUGCGGUAAUCGUAAAUGCACAUACUAUCAAAUGCAGACGCGUAGCGCUGAUGAACCAAUGACGACAUUUGUCACUUGCACUAUCUGUAACAACCGAUGGAAG